Molecule: messenger RNA, 1317 nt
Organism: Pyricularia oryzae 70-15
Lineage: Eukaryota; Fungi; Ascomycota; Sordariomycetes; Magnaporthales; Pyriculariaceae
Product: replication protein A 32 kDa subunit
Exons: 3
Coding region: 102-929 (275 amino acids)
Biological process (GO): nucleotide-excision repair; double-strand break repair via homologous recombination; DNA replication
Cellular component (GO): chromosome, telomeric region; site of double-strand break; DNA replication factor A complex
Molecular function (GO): DNA binding
Source: RefSeq, a predicted model, not a curated record
GCGACUUUUCCAUAGUUGCAGCAUCACCAUUAUUGUCAGAACGAUCAAAAGUCACCAGUAUCUAAGAAUAAAACAAAAUCACCGAGAAAACAUUAAAAGCCAUGACAUCAUACGGAGGCAACAAUUUCUCAAGGACGGGCUAUAACGCCCAAGGCGCCGAGGAUGGAGGCGGCUUCAUGGGAGGCUCGCAACAGGGCUCUCAGGGAGGUCCAGGAGGCAAGAGCUACCAAGACGAGUGCCUCAAGCCCGUGACCGUCAAGCAGCUCCUCGACGUACAAGCCCCGUACCCGGACGCCGACUUUCUCCUCGACGGCCGCGCCAUCACACAGAUCACCCUGGUAGGACAGGUCCGAUCCAUCAACCCGCAGCCAACCAACAUCACGUACCGGAUCGACGACGGCACGGGCACAAUCGACGUCAAGAGGUGGAUCGACCCGGAGAAGGCCGAGGAUGCCGACGCGGCCUCGCAGCACCAGCCUGACAGCUACGUCCGCGUCUGGGGCAAGCUCAAGGCCUUCAACAACCGCCGCCACGUCGGCGCCCUCUUUGUGCGUCCCGUCGAGGACUUCAACGAGGUCAACUACCACAUGCUCGAGGUCGCCUAUGUUCAUCUCGAUGCCGUCAGGCAAAGCAGUGGAGGCGGUGGCGGUGCUGGCGGCGGUGGCGACGAUAAUAUGUUCGUCGACAGCUACGGUGGAGGCGGUGGCGGCGGUGGCUCAAAGGCUGCAAACUGCUCCACCAACGCCCAGCGGCUAUUCAACCACCUCCAGAACUCAUCUGCUGGUAACGAAGGCUUGGAGGCCAACAUCAUCGCCAGGGGUAUUAACAUGUCGGUGAGGGAUGUCGAGGCUGCUGCGGAUGAGCUCUUGUCGGCCGGUCUUAUAUACCCGACAGUCGAUGACCAUACAUGGGCUACCUUGGACUACUAAAGAAACUGUUUCUUUUUUCUUCUUUAAACGGCUUAAGUCUGCGGUCCACCACAGGGAGCAGGAGAUGAUGGGUGCAUGGUAUUUGACGCAAAUCUGGGCACUGAAAGCGGUUAUGUUCUCGGCGUUUGGUUGGCAUUUUGCGGGCUCGGUUUUGAUUUGAUAAUGCAUAAAAUGCUCUUACGAUGAACAUCAGAAUACUUCUGAUCAACUAUGCAGAAGACUUGUCGGGCUAGAUACACGGUGGCAUGUUGACGCUGUCUGGAGGUGUAUAUCACUAUGAUAUAAAUAGAGUCGUGGGGGUGUAAGCAAUGAACGGAUUAUGAUAUAUACUUGGGACUGCUAGAAGGCACUGCUGGUAGCAUGCUAUGUAAAUCCGGUACCUAGGCUG